AAGAAACAAAAGCGCGGGUUUGUUUGUUAUGGUUUUGGUUAGAAAGUCGUCUUAAUGGUUAAUAUAUGGUAAACGCAUUAGUUCUUUUAAAUUCUUUUACCGAGGAGUGAAAAGGAAAUCUACAAUUAAAAAUAUUUCUGGAAGCUAAAAAAUGGUACGUAAAAAGAAGAAAGAGGAUGAACCUUUGGUGGUAGAAGAAACUAAGAGAGGAAAAAGGAAUGUUAAACCUUUGCCUAAGGCUGCUAAUGAAAUCAAAAGAAGAAAGAUUCAAGGAAAUGAUGAUGCUGAAAAUUCUUCAGAAUUGAAAACAAAACCGAUUUCUAACAAAAAUAAGAAUGUAAAUACUAAUGUGAAAAAGGAUGAAUCUUCAGCAUCUAAAAAAACAAAGCAAAGGAGAAAAAUUAGUAAUGACGUUGAUAGUGAGACUGAAUCUAAGAUUCAGUUAUCAACAAAUAAAAGACCUAAACGAACAACUACAAAGAAAUCAUUACCUAAUGAAAAUGAGCCUAAAUUAAAGAAAUGUAAAAUGAAUAUCGAAAAAUUAGAUAUCAAACAAGAAGUUGACCAUUCUGAGAAUGAAAACAGUUCUGGCAGCUCUGCUGAUAGUGGUUGUUUAUCAGAUCCUGUAUCAAAAGUUAAUAAAAAUGUAGCUAACGUAAAAUUAGUCAAAGUAGAAUCACCUAGUUGUUCUAAUUUAAAUAGCUCAGGAAUAGGUGACGAUUUUUCAAGCAGUGAAUCUGAAUGGGAAGAAGUUGAAGAAAACGAAGAACAAACACUUGAAAAUUACAAUCCAGUUAUUCCAAAAGAAGGGGUUGAAAUAACUAUUGAUUGCCCUGAUUUGAAAUUCAAACGACGUAAGAAGAAAGAAUUUGAUGAAAUGGAAUGGACUAGAUUAUAUAUUAAUAGAAUGCGUAAAGAGGCUCAAUUAAAUGUACAUAAAUGUCAUUUAUUGUUUCUUCUUGGUCAUGGACUUUUUGUAAAUGAUACCAUUAAUUCAUCUCUUUUACAAGCCAUUUCUCUAUCGCUUAUACCAAUAGGCAUUUUAGAUUGGACUAAAGGUAAAAAAGUGGACAAAAUUGAUGUUAAGGGGAUUGAGCAAAUUAUCAAAUGGUUUCGAACUUUUUUCCGUUUUGAGCCUGAAGAAAGAAUGUGCAAUGAUCUACAUACAAACUUGACUAAAGCCUUUGAAACAAAAACUGUUUUAAAUGCAUCUGAAUAUAAUGUCAUGUUCAUAAUUAUUACACGUGUCUUAGGUCUUAAAGUUAGAUUUUGUAUGUCUUUGUAUCCUUUGUCUCAUAAAGCAAGCAAUUUGAUUAAGAAACGCAAAAUGAAAAGUGAGGAAGCAUCGGAGCCAUCAAGUUUUAGUAAAGAAAAACAAAUGUCUGAAGGUGAAAAUAAGUCAUCUUCUGACAUUAAACCAAAGAAGGAAAAUUUACCUCAACAGGAAUCACAAAACAAAGAAAAAUGUAACAAAAAAAGUGAUAAAGAGUUAACUACAGCAUCAAAUUUGGGCAAAAAUAAACAAGGAAAUGAAAGUAAAAAUAAAUUCACCUCAAAUAUUAAACCAAAGAAAGAAAAUGAUUCUAAACAGAAAUCCAAAGUAGAAAAAAAUGCUUCAGUAAAAAAAAUACAAAAAUCGCCAACAAAUAACGAAACCAAAACUUCUCGUUCACGUCGUUCUACUGGAAAAAAUUAUAAAAUAAGUAGUGAUGAAAGUGGUGAAGAACCAGAUGAUGAUGAUUUUAAGGUGGAAGAGGAAAAAGAUUUUGAGAAACCUAAAGCUUUCAGAAAGAGUUCCACAAAAACGUCUAAACAAAAAUCUGCUAAUAGAAAAAUUCUUUCUGACUCAGAUUCUGAUAGCCUUUCUCUGCCAUUGUAUGCUUGUUAUCAUCCUGAUAAAGUUCUAUACUGGGCUGAAAUUUUUUCAAAACCUGAUAAGAAGUGGAUUUCUGUUGAAUGUGUACAUAAUAUUGUGAAUGAUCCUUAUGAAAUUGAAGCUGUUGUACCUCAACCUAUUAGCUAUAUUAUAAGUUUUGAUAAUAGUUCUCACAUUAAAGAUGUGACUAAACGUUAUUGCAAAAAUUAUAUGACCUUUAACAUUAAACAAAGAGUAGUCCCUGACUGGUGGGAUGAAACCUUGGCUCCAUUUGCUCCUCCAAAUACUAAGUUAGACAAAGAAGAAGAAGAAAAUAUAGAAAGUGUGUUAAUAAAUCAACCCUUGCCUCAUACUGUUUCUGGGUUUAAAAAUCAUCCACUAUAUGCACUCAAGAGACACCUUUUAAAAUUUGAAGCUAUUUAUCCACCUGAUGCCGCACCUGUAGGCUUCAUAAGAAAAGAACCUGUUUAUUUGCGUGAAAAUGUUGUCCAGUUGCACUCUAGGGAAACUUGGCUAAAAGAAGCACGUGUUGUUCGUAUUGGAGAAGAACCAUACAAAAUUGUGAAAGCUAGGCCUAAAUGGGAUAGGAUUGCUGGUGUUCUUAAAACAGAUCUGCCGUUAGAUAUUUUUGGAUUUUGGCAGACAGAGCCUUAUGAACCACCCAUUGCAGUUGAUGGAAAAGUUCCCAGGAAUGAAUAUGGAAAUGUUGAAUUAUUCAAACCAUGCAUGUUACCUAGGGGAACUGUUCAUAUACAACUGCCUGGUAUUAACAGAGUUGCUAAGAAACUAGGUAUUGAUUGUUCACCUGCUGUGGUUGGGUUUGAUGGUCACAAAGGCAGUGUUCAUCCUGUAUUUGAAGGCUUUGUAGUUUGUGAAGAAUUCAAAGAUACAAUUAUAGCUGCAUGGGAAGAAGAACAAGAAAAUAUCCGUAAAAGAGAGGAAGAGAAAAGAGAGAAGCGAAUAUAUGGAAACUGGAAGAAACUAAUAAAAGGAUUACUUAUACGAGAAAGAAUCAAGCUAAAAUAUGAUGUAUAGAAAUGAAUCAUUCGACAUACCUCUUAACACAGCAACACAUUCCAUUUUGUGUAGAUUCUGAUAUUUAUGUUAACUAAAAUCAUUCAUUGGACAUAAAAAGGAACAUUGGCCGGUUAUAAUUAAAUUAUCUUUAAAAAAAGGAGAAAUUUUAAUUUUUACCAUCAAGAAACUGUUCUACCUCACUUAUAUCAAUCAAAUGGAGAAUGGAAUGUGAUAUGAUCAGCAAUAGAUACUAGCAGUUAUCGUACUACUUAAAUAUGUGUUAUUUGCUAUAAAAUUAAUUUUUAUUAGGAUGCAUAGCUCUGUCACAGUUUUCGGAACAUAUUUGCAUCUUUUUAUUACCUCGUAUUUUAAAAUGCAGCCAAGUAAAAUAUAUCAUUCAUAUUUUCUCAAAUUUAAAUAAAGAUAACUUUUUUUUUUUUUUUUUUUUUUUUUUCAUGUACCUGAAUUUUAAAGAAAGAAAUUUUUAACCAAGAUCUGGUUCUGUUUUGAUUUUGUUGUUGUUCUUGAUAACCAAGUUUUCAAACAUAACCAUAAACAAUGUGAUUGUUGAAGCGUUAAAUGAUUACUCCGGUGAAUUUAUUUGCGAGUUUAAGAUAUUUUUAUUGGUUUUAACUUGAAAAUGUUCUUUAAACUACUUCUUUUUAUUAUGCGAGUCUUAAGUCUCAGGUCUUUCAAAAAAUGUAAAUUUUAAAUUGUUUUUUGCUUAUUGUAAAAAGAAGAA
This is a messenger RNA of Argiope bruennichi, 3635 nucleotides long. RefSeq names its product DNA repair protein complementing XP-C cells homolog. The transcript has 7 exons. Gene Ontology annotation, cellular component: cytoplasm; XPC complex; nucleotide-excision repair factor 2 complex. Gene Ontology annotation, molecular function: single-stranded DNA binding; damaged DNA binding. The coding region runs from base 152 to 2911 and encodes 919 amino acids. The record is from RefSeq and is a predicted model, not a curated record. Lineage: Eukaryota; Metazoa; Arthropoda; Arachnida; Araneae; Araneidae. Gene Ontology annotation, biological process: mismatch repair; nucleotide-excision repair.